AAAUAGGCCCGGCGGAGAGGCGGUCCACUUUCUCUCUCUCUCCUUUGCACGCGGUUGAGGAAGCCGGUAGGCCUGAGCAGCUCGAUCUGAAUAAUGCCGGGAAAGCUCCGCAGUGAGUCCAGGUUGGCAUCAGACGCAGCCGAGGAGAGCAUGGGGACUCUGCCGAAGCCAAGCGAGAAGAAAACUAAAAAAGAGAAGCCCAAAUCAAAGACCAAAGAAGCCACCGAAGGAAUGGAAGAGGCUGUCUCCUCCAAAGCUAAAGCAGUUAAAAAGAAAGAGCCAUCUGAAGAUGACGUGGAUCCCCCUAAAUCCAAGAAGGCCAAGAAGCCGGAGGAGGCACCGCAAGAUGGCGUUGCUUCUAAAGCCAAAACCUCCAAGAAGAAAAGGGAGCCCCUCGAGAAGAAGGCAGCCUCUGCUAACACCAAAGAAAGCAAGUCCGAGGAGCCUUCUGAAGAAGAGGCUGACUCUCCUAAGCCCAAGAAGACGAAGAAAGGGAAGGAAGCAAAUGGAGAUGCUGGGGAGAAAAGCCCCAAGCUGAAGAAUGGGUUCUCUCAUUCGGAAUCUAAUGCCAACUCCAGUGAAGCUCUGGGUGAAGAAAGUAGUAGUGAGACAGAAAAGGAAAUACCCUUGGAGCAGAAAGAAGGAGCUUUCUCUAAUUUUCCCAUAUCUGAAGAGACUGUCAAGCUUCUGAAAGCUCGUGGAGUGAACUUCCUGUUUCCUGUACAAGCCAAGACAUUCCACCACGUGUACAGUGGGAAAGACGUAAUUGCCCAGGCGCGCACAGGAACUGGGAAGACAUUCUCCUUUGCCAUCCCUCUGAUUGAGAAGCUUCAAGGUGGGCUACAAGACAGGAAGAGAGGCCGAGCCCCUCAGGUUCUGGUUCUUGCCCCUACAAGAGAACUAGCAAAUCAAGUGAGCAAAGACUUCAGUGACAUCACAAAAAGGCUGUCAGUGGCUUGUUUUUAUGGUGGAACUCCCUAUGGUGGACAAAUUGAACGAAUGCGGAAUGGGAUUGAUAUCCUGGUUGGGACCCCAGGUCGUAUUAAAGACCACCUGCAGAACGGCAAGCUAGACCUCACCAAACUUAAACAUGUUGUCCUGGAUGAAGUUGACCAGAUGUUGGAUAUGGGUUUUGCUGAGCAAGUGGAAGAAAUUUUAUGUGUGGCAUAUAAGAAAGAUUCUGAAGACAACCCCCAAACAUUGCUUUUCUCUGCAACUUGCCCUCAUUGGGUAUUUAAUGUUGCUAAGAAAUACAUGAAAUCUACAUACGAACAGGUGGACCUGAUUGGUAAAAAGACUCAGAAAGCAGCCAUAACUGUGGAGCACCUGGCGAUUAAGUGUCACUGGAGUGAGAGGGCAGCGGUUAUUGGGGAUGUGAUCCGAGUGUACAGCGGUCACCAAGGGCGCACCAUCAUCUUCUGUGAGACCAAGAAGGAUGCCCAGGAGCUGUCACAGAACACAUGCAUAAAGCAGGAUGCCCAGUCUUUACAUGGGGACAUUCCACAGAAGCAAAGGGAAAUCACCCUGAAAGGUUUCCGAAAUGGCAAUUUUGGAGUUUUGGUUGCAACCAAUGUUGCUGCGCGUGGGUUAGACAUCCCUGAGGUUGACCUGGUUGUUCAAAGUUGCCCACCAAAGGAUGUGGAAUCUUACAUUCACCGUUCGGGGCGGACCGGCAGAGCUGGAAGGACAGGGGUUUGCAUCUGCUUUUAUCAGCACAAAGAAGAGUACCAGUUAGCACAAGUGGAGCAGAAAGCGGGAAUUAAAUUUAAACGGAUAGGUGUUCCUUCUGCAACAGAAAUAAUAAAAGCCUCCAGCAAAGAUGCCAUCAGGCUGUUGGAUUCUGUGCCUCCUACUGCCAUUAGCCAUUUCAAGCAGUCAGCUGAGAAGCUCAUCGAGGAGAAGGGAGCGGUGGAGGCCCUGGCAGCCGCGCUGGCCCACAUCUCAGGGGCCACGGCUGUCGAUCAGCGCUCCUUGAUCAACUCACAAGCGGGCUUUGUGACCAUGAUCCUGCGUUGCUCAAUUGAAAUGCCCAACAUCAGCUAUGCUUGGAAAGAACUUAAGGAGCAGCUGGGCGAGAGCAUUGAUGCCAAAGUGAAGGGGAUGGUCUUCCUCAAAGACAAACUGGGAGUUUGUUUUGAUGUCCGCACUGAAGCAGUCACGGAAAUACAGGAGAAGUGGCACGACUCAAGACGUUGGCAGCUGGCUGUGGCCACGGAGCAGCCGGAGCUGGAAGGACCCCUGGAAGGGUACCGAGGAGGCAGGGGCCAGCGGGAUGGUGGACGUGGUGCUUUCAGAGGACAACGGGGUGGAAGCAGGAACUUCAGGGGACAAGGCCAGCGAGGAGGAAAUAGAAACUUCCGAGGACAGCGACCAGGAGGUGGGAACAGAGGCCAGAAGCGUAGUUUCAGUAAAGCGUUUGGCCAGUGAGUAGAGCAGGGGGAGACUUGACACUAUGGACUCUGGUGCUCUUCCUGCUGUCACAGCCCCUCGGGCUUCCUCUUGAUCAUUUGCUCACCCACACCCCCACACCCCCAUUCCUUGCAGAGAAAAUAAAGUCCCUAAGGGAUUCCCUAAUCUCUGGAAAAUCAAAUGAGUCAGGGCUGUUUAUUUUUGCUUCUCAAUCCUUGGCCUCCUGGCCUUCUCAGCAACACAUAGAGUCUGCUGAGGUUUGAUACUAAGCAAUGCUUUUCAAAGGCCAUUUCAGACCUAGCUGAUUUAAUAGUUUGUGCCAGGCUCUGGACGCAGACAGGGUAGAUUCGCUCCGUAGUAUCUGCACACUCAGUUUCGCAUUAGGUGACUUGUGUUCCAGUGAAUUCUCCACAGUGUAUAUACACAAGUCCAUUUUCAUAGGAACCGGUGUCUUUUAAAGUUCAGUCCCAAGUGUCUGAAGUCUGUAGAUCUUUUCAUGGGUGAUGAGA
Messenger RNA from Acomys russatus (golden spiny mouse), 2918 nucleotides. RefSeq names its product DExD-box helicase 21 (gene Ddx21). The record is from RefSeq and is a predicted model, not a curated record. Gene Ontology annotation, molecular function: RNA helicase activity; RNA binding; ATP binding. The transcript is spliced from 15 exons. The coding region runs from base 94 to 2427 and encodes 777 amino acids. Lineage: Eukaryota; Metazoa; Chordata; Mammalia; Rodentia; Muridae.